AUGGAGACCACAGUUUCUGAAAUUCAAGUAGAAAAUAAGGAUGAGAAAAGAGAAGUUUGUCCCAAGGUUGAGAGGCAGGAGGGAAAAACAUCCAUGCUUUGCUUCAAGAGAAGAAAGAAAUCAGCCAAGGCGCUGAAGCCCCAAGCUGGCUCUGAGGCUGCUGAUGCAAGGAAGUGUCAUCCAGAAGCAGGAACUUCUGAUCAGCCACAGCACCCAGAGGGGACCUGGGCCUCAAUCAAACGUCUUGUAACACGCAGGAAAAGGUCAGAGUCUUCCAAGCAGCAAAAGUCAUUUGAGGCUGAAGUACAACCUGAAAUAAAGCCCAAAGAUGCUGACGUUUCUAAGAAAAAGGCAAAAUCCAAACUUAAGAUUCCCUGCUUAAAAUUCCCAAGAGGGGUACAAAGGAGUAAUCGUUCCAAAAUUAUAGAAGACUCAGACUGCAGCAUCAAAGUCCAGGGAGAGGUUGAAGGUUUGGAUAUACAAACUCAGACCCAGUUAAAUGACCAGGCAACAAAGGCUGAGUCAACCCAGGACCUAAGUGAAGGUGUCUCACGGAAAGAUGAUGAGGUCUGUGAGUCAAAUGUGAGCAACAGCAUAGCAUCUGGAGAGGAGGUGAUCUCCGUGGAACUUGGGUUAGAUAACAGGCAUUCUGCUAUUCACACAGAAACUGUAAUCCUUGAAGAAAUUGAUAUGAUUGAGGAAAAGCCAAGCGUUCAACAACCCCAGCAAGCAAGCCCACUGGGCAGUUCAGAAACAGACAGUCAGCAUCCAGUGGCUUCUGAUGUUCCUCCCUCACCUGCAGUGCCAGAUGAACAAAUUGUGGAAGAAAUGAGCAACAAGAUCCUAGAAAGUGAGCCAAACUGGAAAGACGAUGAAAGUAGAGAGAUUCCAGCUGAAGAGGAUAAGCCAAAAGACAUUGAACUAAGUCAAGAAGAUUUUAAAGAAAAUGCGACCAAUUCAGAGAAACCCAAGUGGGAAGAAAGCAAAAGAAUGGAGCCCAUUGCUAUCAUUAUUACAGACACUGAAAUCAGUGAAUUUGAUGCUACAAAAGCUAAAAAUGUUCCUAAGCAAUUCUUAAUCUCAAAUGAAAGUGAGCAAGUAGGGUUUUUUGCUAAUGAUAGUGAUUUUGAAGGUAGAACUUCAGAACAAUAUGAAACACUCUUAAUAGAAACAGCUUCUUCCCUUGUCAAGAAUGCUAUCCAGUUGUCUAUAAAACAGCUGGUUAAUGAAAUGGCCUCUGAUGAUAAUAAAAUACAGUGA
Castor canadensis (American beaver) is the source of this 1260-nucleotide messenger RNA. NCBI's taxonomy places the organism in Eukaryota, Metazoa, Chordata, Mammalia, Rodentia, Castoridae. The record is from RefSeq and is a predicted model, not a curated record.